CAGCAAAGUCCGUCAGGAGAAGUUCUGCCUCCAAUAUGAAGGUUGGUGGACCAGCAGAGCUGACCCACGAUGGACGCUGAGACGCAGCGGCGUUCCGCUGAAUGUCUGGGAUCAGGACUCAAGUCCAAGUCAAGACCAAGUCCCGCAGGAAAAUAAAGCAUCAUCUACAUACAGUUUUCUCAUGCAGGUAGAGUCAUGGCAACCAAGCUCCUGGACCGUCUGAAGCGAUCACUUUUUAAAGAUGGCCAGGGGGUGGAGCCAGAGCAGGAAACAGAAGGCGGGCACAGAGAGGAAAGGUUUAGUGAAGACCAAUGGGAAGCAGAGCUUGAAGAGGAAGAGGAGUGCGUAACGGACCGCCUCGGAGGGACACUGUGCUUUGACAGCGGAUAUGGAGCACCUGAUGAUGGAGCUGAGGGGGAGGGGUCGGGGCUGGACAGCGACUCGGACUUCCUGGGCGAGUCGAUGGAGGAGGGCCCCACGAGCACAGAUGCCAGUCCCGUGGGUGUCUCCCCAGUGGGCCCCUCGCCCCCCUCCUUCCUGGCUGCGCACCUCCAGGAGGGCUGGAGCUGGAGGAGCUUGCGUGGACUUGGUUCAAGAAGUGCUAUUUCGUCUGUGACACGACAGACUGACACUGUGUUGUUCGAGGUGACGGAUGCCAGUGUGAUACACGAUGGAACCUCCAAAUAUGUGCUGUACACUAUCCAUGUGAUCCAGUCUGGUGGCAGCGAUAAGACUCCAGCCGUCAUCACCCGACGCUACUCUGACUUCCAGCGCCUGCAUGCCACUCUGCGGCGUAACUAUGGAGACCAGAUGGAGCGCGUCUGUUUUCCCCGAAAAAAGUUGCGGAGAAACUUUGCAGCAGAGACCAUUGCUGUACGCAGCCGGGCCUUUGAACAGUACCUGUCCCAUUUGUGUUCCAUAUCUGCCCUGCGAGGGGCGCUGUGUGUGCGGCAGUUCUUCUACCUGAACGAUCUUCAGGCUGGACAGCUCCUCAUCAGGUCGGCAUGUUUCCAGGAGGCCUUAGGUCCACUCCUCAACGCCAAAAGACUGCAACACAAACUGGGCUGGACGAGUUACCAUGACAACCAGGCCCAGGCUCCUCUCCCCUCCUCCUCCUCCUCCUCCUCCUCCUCCUCCUCCUCUUCCCACUGGUUCUUCACCUUAGUGGGGCUUUUGUGCUGCUUCCAAGAGGUGGGCCAGUUGGAGGAGGCUCGGGACCACUGUGACCACGCCCUGCGGGUUCUGACCCCCACCAGCUCCAACGCAGAAGACAAGCCCCUCCCACCGCACCAAGCUUGCAACAGCCUCCUCCCCCUGCUGCUUCCACUGUUGCGGGUGGUGGUCCGACUGUCAUGGCAGACAGGAAAGGAUAAGCGGCAGUGGGAGGAGCUUCUGCAGCACCUGGAAGAGCAGCAGGCGGGACUGGACAAUCAUCCCACCAUUCAAGAGUUUUUGAUCCAACACAACCUGCAGGAGAGCGAAGGGGACGGCUAAAGCCACGCUGGGGUGUGAGCCGAGAUUUUCAGAGUAAAGGUCAAAUGUUUUUAGGGAUAAGAUUGGUGCAAAACGUGACAUUAUUGGUUUGUUCUCAGGUGAAGGAUGUGACACAUCUGAUCGUUUCAGACCUCCUGAAUCCUUGACCAAAACAACUACAUUAGACAUCAACCCUCAGGCUUUCAUACCCUGUUUCACCUGUGGCAGCGUUCCAGUUUUCCUCUUGUCCUGAAGGAACGUGCACAGACUCCAGGGCUGUGCACGUUCAGCAGUCAGCAGAUUGGAGUCGUGCAGAACAGCCAACACUUCCCAUAAUGCAGUGGGUUUUCAGGAGAUUGUUGAAGAAGGGAGGGAAGUCAGUCGGUUGUUGUUGAUCCAUCAGACCUUCAGCGUUUGUCCUGCCGAAAGGUUUUCAGUUUUUUUUGUGGAGUUCUGCAAAAGUUGUGUGUUGGAAGAGACAGUUUCUGCAGGUCCCUGAAAACAUCUAACUAAUGAACUCACAUUUCAGUGGCACUUGAACUCUAUCCCUUUGUUUUGUAAGCAAAAGCUACUCCAUUCAUUCUACAUCUAUCAGUCCAGAGAAGAAUUGAGUUGACGGUGGUAUCACAAUCCAGAACUUGUGGCUGAGACCUGGCAGGUGGACCGGAACCUUGUUCUGCUUUUGAACCGAAAAGGAAAGAAACAUCGCAAAAAGGGACAAAAGGAAUUAAACACUCAAUAAAACCUGAUGUUCUAAGGGAAAAGUAGGAACGAAUAUAGAAACGAAGAAUGAAAAUCAUCUGAACCUUGUAAUAUUCCAGAUGACUUCAUAUACUGUUGACGUUGAUGGCAUUGUAGGCGUGUUUGGAAAGCAUGUGGUUGGACUGGCGGAAUUGGAGCAGGUGACUCCUGCUUCAAAAAGAAAACAGGAAGCAGAGCAUUUGCUGAAACUCAAAGUGAGGAUGUGGUUCGCUUUUAAUAUUCCCAUCGUGGUGUUUCCUGGGGAAAUGAGACUGUUGGUGCUGAAAUGAAGGCGUGCAAACCAACGGAAGCAGAGGCAGAUGAGAGGAUCACAGGAGAUGCUUAGCUGUCUUUGCUGGAGGGGGGGGUUGUGUCAGAGGUUACGACCGUGAUCCUCCUCCGAACUGCACUGUUGAGCAGGUGUUCUCAGCCGGAGUCUAAAAUGAGAGCUCUUCUGUGUCUAAGAGCUCUUGGAGUCAGUUUGAGCGUCUGCUGUGGCGCUCCUCUGGCAGACCUCCACCCAUCUGCAUGGACCGUGGCCACACCACACUCUCCACCUACACAGUCCGACGUGGCAUUCACUCUCACCGUCGCCAAGGUAAUCCCGGCUCAGUGAGGAUGUGGUUACUAUGGAGACGUGGUUUCAACGAUGACCUGGACUGAUGACUAGAUUUCAGACGGAAAUAGAAAUGAGCUGUAAUUGCUGCAGAGUUUCAUGGGUUGGAAGCAGAGCGGAGAAAGGAGCAGAUUACAGAGGGAAGUGAACCGUCCCUGAUGGGAAAUGCAGUCACUAACAGAAGAGUUCACCGUUACUAAUGAUGCACGUUCAAUUAUACAAGGACUACACCUUACACAAGUCACUUUUCAUCAUCUCCUCAGGCCUUUUAUAUGCAGUUGUAGACGUUUUGACUUUUUCCUGAAAUCUUGUCUUUGCAUGAAGCACUUUAUUGCUCACAGCAGUACCGUAAUCAUUUAUAGUUACCUUCUUUAUGGUGGAUGACAAACUGUUGUCAUGCAACUCCAUACCUCAAAGCAUGAUGGGAAAACUGCUCACAAUGGCAUUUAACAAAGUCAGACCACCUUUAAUGACAUUUUCUCCCCACUGUGCAGUUUUACAUGAUGAAUUCUGAAAAAUUAAGAAUUUAUUUUACUUGAAUAAAAUGAAAACCAGUACAUUUCUUAAUCAUACGAGCCAGUAUUUUACUAAAACAGAGUAUAGAAAACAUUACGAAUGUGUUAAGGGAAAAAGUUGAAGACUUUAUGCUCAAAAUGAGCUUUUGUCUCAUUUAAUUUUCAGCAUUUCUUUCAUGUUAAUCCUAAAACCACAAAAGGGAACUUCCACUGCUACGAUUCUGCAGGUAUUACAUUGUUUUUGUUAUCAAUAGAAAUGUCUGAUUGCUGGGAUAUUUUUUUAAGAGAAGCUCUUCCUCUAGUGGGAUGCAGUUGGAUGUUUAUUUCAAAGCCAACAUUUCUCAAUAAUCAGGAGCAACAGCAUUAAGAUGACAGCUUAAAAUGUGUUUGAAAUGUUGAAACCCUAAAGGGAAGUGGAAGUUUUAGCUCCACCUUCUUUGCCUGCACCCCCUCCUGCUCAUGAGUUCUCACGCUCGAUUUUUGGGGUCGUAUCACGACCGAGCCUUCUUGGUGACAAGUUCAAACCAGCUUCAGGAGGAACGGACGGAAGGCUGCUUUGCUUCUUCCGGCCUCCAGGAGGCGACAGAGAGGGCCUUUGGUCUGUGAGGUUGAAGAUCUGGUUCUGGUUUUAGCUGCUUUUCACAGCUUCUAUUGUACAGAAAAAGAAUAAACAUGCAGAUGAGUCAGGACUGCUCCCUCUCAGAUGCAUGCUUUGAUAAUCAGAGUUAUACGUGUGCAGCAUGUUUUAUGGAAUAAAUUUAUAGUUAAAUCUG
This is a messenger RNA of Oryzias latipes (Japanese medaka), 4118 nucleotides long. It is a transcript of the gene snx21, whose product is annotated as sorting nexin family member 21. Gene Ontology annotation, biological process: protein transport. Gene Ontology annotation, cellular component: early endosome membrane. The record is from RefSeq and is a predicted model, not a curated record. Gene Ontology annotation, molecular function: phosphatidylinositol phosphate binding. NCBI's taxonomy places the organism in Eukaryota, Metazoa, Chordata, Actinopteri, Beloniformes, Adrianichthyidae.